AUGUACUCGUACUAUUUGCUGAAAUAUGAAUUACAGUUUUUUGAUUUUACGAAAAACAUCGAUGGAUAUCAUGACGAUCCAUACAAAGUACUUGGAGUUAAGCGAUCAGCAUCGGACGUUGAGAUUAAACGCGCGUAUCGUUCACUUGCACUUAAGUGGCAUCCUGAUAAGAAUCGAGAUGAUCCAAAUGCAAAGAAGCGAUUUAUGCGUAUCAAUGCUGCAUACGAAGAGCUAACAAAUGCUCAAAUAGUACCAAAACAUACAAGACAGCAGUAUCAACAAUAUAAUCGACAAUACUACGAUUAUAGCUACCAUUCGACUCGACAUUGGGAUUUAUCUCAUCUUACGACACCCUUUUUGUUGAUUCUAUUACUUGCUGUGGUUAUGGGAAUAUUUGGAAGUAAAGAAGCAGAGUCCAAGACACAUGAGAUGAAGCCAAGUGCUUUAAAUGAGCUUGCAAGAGUCUUUGCACCUUCAAUUUAUGAGUUUAAACCUUUAUAUUUAUUAGCGAAAGGAAGACGUACGCUUGUAUUUUUUCCAGAUGAGAGAUAUCAUGGAUGCACUGUAAAAGAUCAGUUUCGUAUUCUUGAAAACUUAGCAGUCGCGUUCCAACGCGACCCGCUUACAUUCUGUUGGCUUGAUUUAAAAACUCUCUCGAAGGACAAACAAAAGCUUUGGCAAACGCAGUUUGAAAAUCGUAUACCACCGUUUGUUGUGAGUCUGAGUAACAGCAACAAGAAAAUUGCGUUGUUUCAUCAUUAUAAUGACAGCACGCAGGACCCAUUGGCACUUGAAAAGGCGAUUCGUUCAUGGCUUGUACGUCUAGUAGGAGGUGAAAUCUCCCAUAUUCCAUCGGUACUUGGUCUUGUUGAUUAG
Molecule: messenger RNA, 876 nt
Organism: Plasmopara halstedii
Lineage: Eukaryota; Oomycota; Peronosporomycetes; Peronosporales; Peronosporaceae
Product: Molecular chaperone (DnaJ superfamily)
Exons: 4
Coding region: 1-876 (291 amino acids)
Cellular component (GO): endoplasmic reticulum
Molecular function (GO): misfolded protein binding; protein-folding chaperone binding
Source: RefSeq, a predicted model, not a curated record